AUGUCAUCUUUGCUUAGAGUACACUGUGCUAGGCCGUUACCACAAUGGUCGGUGGCGCUUUCUGCCGCUAGACAGAAAGCCAGACCCAUUCACUCUUCUGCUACAAACAGAGACUUCAUGUCGUGGUUCAAGAGGAAGAAGCAAGAAAAGCAUAAAGAGCCUGUAAAGGACACUAAACAGUUAAUAAAAGAUAUUGAAGAGGGCAAGGCCGAAGCUUCCUCCCAGUCCUCCUUCAAAAGCAAGAAUAGGCUGGAAUUAAUACCUGAGAAUUUUAUUGGCGAAGGAUCUGGACGGAAUAAGAGACAGAAGGAGUUGAAGCAUGCUGUCUCCACCGCUCCCUUCAACCAAUGGUUAACCAGAAGUAAAAUCACUACAGAAAAUGAGUUAAAUGAUACGAUAUCGCAGGUAGCUAAAACAACACUGGGCAAAGAAGACGAAGACGUCCAAUUCCCUGAUUUGGUAGCUAAAUUUCAAUUUACCAAGCUUUUGCAAGCAAAAUCUGGUUAUCUAAUUCCUGAUUAUAAACUAACCACUUUAAAUACUCCCCUGCACUUUAAAAUAUAUAUUAAGGAGAAAAUAUUAGGACCUGUGAACAAUCCCAAAACCGCUUUCAAAGAAUCUGAGCCUAACGCUAUCCAUCCUUUUUCUGAUAACUACACCUCACCAAACAUUUUUGUGGUUGAAGACAUCUCUCUGAAAGAGCAAAAAAGUAAGUAUGAUACUAUUAUGAAAGAAAUUCAAAAGCUGGAAGAUGAGGCAACGAAAAAAGCUCUGGCAACAGCAAGAUCCGCCUAG
Messenger RNA from Saccharomyces mikatae IFO 1815, 795 nucleotides. RefSeq names its product mitochondrial 54S ribosomal protein mL50 MRPL13 (gene MRPL13). Bases 1 to 795 code for a protein of 264 amino acids. Gene Ontology annotation, cellular component: mitochondrion. The transcript has a single exon. The record is from RefSeq and is a predicted model, not a curated record. Lineage: Eukaryota; Fungi; Ascomycota; Saccharomycetes; Saccharomycetales; Saccharomycetaceae.